AUGCCAGCAUUCCAGCAUCGCUUCGGAGUGCAAUUCGGUGCUAAGUAUAUUAUUCCAUCAAUGUGGCUGUCUCUGUGGAACGCAGCUAGUCCGAUCGGCAUGAUGUUCGGGGCUAUCUGUGGCGGAGUUUUCCAAGACCGCGGAGGGCGUCGCCUCUCGCUGGCAACCGGAAGUUUCCUAUCGGCCAUCGCAGUCGCCAUGUGUUAUGUUGCGGAUCUACCAGACGAUAUGGACUCGCGAAGAGGGUUCUUCUUGGGUGGGAAGCUGUUCCAGGGCAUUUGUAUUGGAAUCCUGCUUUGUGUCGUACAAACUUACAUGUCCGAGGUAUUGCCGGUGCGCCUGAGAGGACCAAUUAUCGCCUUCCUGCCGAUCUUCACUCUGCUUGGGCAAUUGAUCGGGUCCAUCGUGGUUUAUACAUCCCUCAGGUAUAAGGGCGCCACGAGCUAUCGGAUUUGCUUCGCGUCCCAGUGGCCCUUCUCGGCCGUCCCGUUUGUAUUGGCGGGAUUACUCCCUGAAUGCCCGACUUGGUUAGUAAGGAGAGGAAAACUGGACGAGGCGCUGAAGGCACAGCGGCGGCUCGACACUGCGAGUACUGACUCGGCGGCGAUUGUUGACGAGAUUCAUACUUCGAUCCUGCUUGAGCAGGAGGAGAGAAAGACGCACACUUACCUGGACUGUUUCAAGGGGAUCCACAGGAGGAGAACCAUAAUUGUCGUUUUUGCUAGUACACUUCCCCAGCUAUUCGGCUUACAGCUAUUGGCAAAUGCAUCGUAUUUUAUGCAAAUUGUGGGAAUGGGGUCUUCAAACAGUCUCAUCUUUCUUAUCCUGGGAAUCGGACUUGGUUUGAUCGCAAACAUUGUCAGCUUGUGGGUGCUGAAUGGCUUUGGCAGACGGUUCCUCUGCAUCGCGACUCUUGGUGUCGCCAUGGUUUUAUGGCUUGCAAUGGGCAUUGCGGGAUGUUUCACGGGUAUAGUUACCAUUUGGUAUACUGCGGUAACGAUGAUGAUCAUCACCAUGGUUUGUGGCAUGGGAAUUUGGCCCGCCUCACAUGUCGUAGCAGCCGAAACUUCGUCACUACAACUUCGGGCGAAGUCACAAGGCAUUGGCUGGUUUAUGAGCGGAAUCUCAACUGGCGUCUUCUCUAUUAUUCUGCCAUACAUCUACAAUGCGGACGAAGGGAACCUCAGAGCAAAGACAGGGUUCGUAAUGGCAGGAUUUGCUGCAGCCGGCAUUGUAGGGACUUGGUUUGCCGUCCCUGAAAUGAAGGGACGGUCACCUAUGGAGAUUGAUCGCAUGUUUGCUCUAAAACUUCCAACGCGGGCUUUCAAGCGGUGGAGGGCCGAUGCGGUUCUUUAG
Penicillium canariense is the source of this 1356-nucleotide messenger RNA. RefSeq names its product Major facilitator superfamily domain general substrate transporter. Lineage: Eukaryota; Fungi; Ascomycota; Eurotiomycetes; Eurotiales; Aspergillaceae. Gene Ontology annotation, cellular component: membrane. The record is from RefSeq and is a predicted model, not a curated record. Gene Ontology annotation, molecular function: carbohydrate:proton symporter activity. The coding region runs from base 1 to 1356 and encodes 451 amino acids. The transcript has 3 exons. Gene Ontology annotation, biological process: transmembrane transport; carbohydrate transport.